CUGAUUUUCACAUUCACCACCAACCUCGUCACCAGUCGAAUAAUCCCCUCACCAAACACAAAUAGACAUAGUGUCGAUAACGAUAAUUAUAAAUUAUAAUCUAAUAUAAAAUCAAAACCAACUCCUCACGAAACUAUAGUGUCUUGAUUAUAUUAUUACUUCUUGAAAUUGUUUACUAUAACCCUACGCAUCUUUCCUCAGCUGCUGCAAUCUCUGAUUUUUUCUUCAACAGUUCAAUCAAGAAACAUGGCUUCCAUUUUCAAGAUCCCCUCUUCAAGUAUUAUUCAUUCAUCCACUGGUUCUAGGUCCAACAGAUCUUCUGACCAGCACAGGUUCUUAGUUGAUCUCCGGACCAAAACCGCCUUUGAUGUCAGACUUUCAUCAUCCAAAUUGUCCCUGCGCACCGCCUAUUCCCCCGGUGUCUCCUUGGUUGUCAGAUGCUCACAAAGUGAUGGAAAUGGAAGCACUUUGAAAAGAACAACUCUUCAUGAUCUUUACGAGAAGCAAGGGCAGAGUCCAUGGUAUGAUAAUCUGUGCCGUCCUGUAACUGAUCUUAUCCCGUUGAUUGAAAGUGGAGUCAGAGGUGUAACCAGCAACCCAGCUAUUUUCCAGAAGGCAAUAUCAACUUCAAAUGCAUACAACGAUCAAUUCAGGGAACUUGUACAAACUGGAAAAGACAUUGAAAGUGCAUACUGGGAACUUGUGGUGAAGGAUAUCCAAGAUGCCUGUAAACUCUUCGAGUCAAUUUAUGAUCAAACAGAUGGCGGUGAUGGUUAUGUUUCUGUUGAAGUUUCACCUAGACUUGCUGAUGAUACUGAAGGAACUAUAGAGGCUGCAAAAUUGCUUCAUAAGAAGGUCGAUCGUAAAAAUGUGUACAUAAAAAUUCCUGCUACAGCUCCAUGCGUCCCUUCCAUCAAGGAAGUCAUUGCAAAUGGAAUAAGUGUCAAUGUGACGCUCAUAUUCUCACUUGCUAGAUAUGAAGCCGUUAUCGAUGCUUACCUUGAUGGUCUUGAGGCGUCCGGGCUGAGUGAUCUCUCCCGUGUCACUAGUGUAGCUUCUUUCUUUGUUAGUCGAGUUGACACUCUUGUUGACAAGAUGCUUGAGAAAAUUGGAACACCUGAAGCUCUGGAUAUCCGUGGGAAGGCUGCAAUUGCUCAAGCAGCUCUAGCUUAUCAGGUCUACCAGAAGAAAUUCUCUGGUCCGAGAUGGGAUGCUUUGGUGAAGAAAGGUGCCAAGAAGCAGAGGCUGCUAUGGGCUUCAACUAGUGUCAAGAAUCCAGCUUACCCUGACACCCUAUAUGUGGCUCCUCUAAUUGGACCUGACACUGUUUCAACUAUGCCCGAUCAAGCACUCCAAGCAUUCAUUGACCACGGUUCCGUUGCAAGGACAAUUGAUUCUAAUGUAUCGGAAGCCGAGGGCGUCUAUAGUGCCCUUGAGAAAUUAGGUAUCGAUUGGAAAUUUGUCGGUCAGCAACUUGAGGCUGAAGGCGUGGAGUCUUUCAUGAAGAGUUUCGAUAGCUUGCUUGACAGUCUGCAAGAGAAGGCGAAUUCUCUCAAGCUUGUCAGCCUUUAAGCAGUAUAAGUUAUCGAGUUUAGUCGAAGGACGAGUUAAUAAAGUGAUUGGUUUUCCAAUCAGAGUUUGCUGUAAAGCCUGUUAGUGAGUGUUCUAUUAGAGUGAAAUGAUGUAUGCUUAAGUUCUUGUAAUUUUCCUUGGACAAUCAUGUUGGCAUGUUCGUACCAGAUAUUAACUUGUUUGAUAAUCCAAGUUUUAAGAUUUGUGAUGUGAGA
Molecule: messenger RNA, 1787 nt
Organism: Olea europaea var. sylvestris
Lineage: Eukaryota; Viridiplantae; Streptophyta; Magnoliopsida; Lamiales; Oleaceae
Product: transaldolase
Exons: 7
Coding region: 247-1572 (441 amino acids)
Biological process (GO): carbohydrate metabolic process; pentose-phosphate shunt
Cellular component (GO): cytoplasm; intracellular anatomical structure
Molecular function (GO): transaldolase activity
Source: RefSeq, a predicted model, not a curated record